Messenger RNA from Ornithorhynchus anatinus (platypus), 1346 nucleotides. RefSeq lists its product as uncharacterized. The record is from RefSeq and is a predicted model, not a curated record. Lineage: Eukaryota; Metazoa; Chordata; Mammalia; Monotremata; Ornithorhynchidae. The transcript is spliced from 8 exons. The coding region runs from base 215 to 997 and encodes 260 amino acids. Gene Ontology annotation, cellular component: plasma membrane.
ACGGGGUCAGGGCUCAGGAAAGGUGGGCAUCCUGGGGCCGGGACUCUGAUGCCCUCACCCACCAGGCUGCGUUGGCGCUCAGCCCUAGGUAAAGGGUCCGAGAAGUCCAGGAGGGGCCUAGGGUUGGGCGGUGGAGGGUAGAAUCCUGGGGUUCUGUGACUGUUGGAAAUCCGUUGAGCUGGGUCUGGCCCUCCAGCUGCCCAGACCUCUGGUCAUGGAGACUCCGAGCUCCACAGGAGCCUCCUCUUCCAAAAACAACCAACUCGACCGCCCCAGCUCCAGGACUCAGCGCUUUAAAGGAAGGGGUCAGUUCCCAGGCUGCAGGUGGCUGGAGGUCCCGGGCCGCCGCCUGUCCACGCUGCCCCUCAGCCGGCGGCUGCUGCACCGGGCGCGGCCCGUCAGCCGGGGCCUGUGCGCCGCCCUCAGCCUGGCGGGCGUGGCGCUGCUCACCGUCGUCGCCCUGCACGGCCCCUGGCUCCGCUUCCUCAUCACCCUGGAAGGCGACCCCUGCCCGGGCCCCGCCCCCGCCCCCGCCCCCAACCGCACCAGCUGCGGACCCCCGGCCCCGCUCACCUUCUACGUCUACACCAAGCUCUGGACCAAGUGCAAAGACAGCAGCUGCCUCCUCGAAAGCUACGAGGGUUUCUACUUCCUUGAGGCCUCCGAGAUCUUCAUGCUGAUCGCCAUCAGCACCAGCUUGCUGCUCUCCGCCUCGCUGCUCUUCACCACCUUCAUCUUGGUGCCGUCCAACCCGGCCUUUGACCUCUUCACCGCGGCCAUCAGCUUCUUCUCGGGCGUAUGUGUGCUCUUCUCGCUGCUCCUGUACCUGCUCCAGGCCAGCUCCUUCCUGCAGCCCGGGAUGCGCUACUCUCUGGAAAAUAACUUCCUCCUGGCCUGGGCCGGCAUCCUGCUCUUCCUGCUGAUCAGCUUCCUCUCCUGCCUCAACUACCUGAAUUUCUGGACGGUCAUCCCGCAGCGGGGGCCGCCCCAGGCCUAGCGGACCCGAGCCCGGGCCCCUGUGGGCGGAGGGGGCAGCCAGGGAGGGAGGAGGGGGGGGACCUGUCUCCAUAGUGACGUUUCUGAUCUCCGUGGCAACCCGGCCCGACCCCCGCCCGCGGGCAGCCUCUUCCCCAGACGGAGCCCCCGACCCCAGGAAGCAGAGGAGCGGAGGAGUCGCUGCCAAGAUGAAGAACUGGCAGGAGAGUGUCUGCAUGGCCAUGGCCGCCCUCACCGUCGUGGCCUCCAUCUACUUCUUCCAUCUGGCUCAGAAUUGAGUAGGCCCUGACCCUAGGAGCCCCAACUCCAGCUCUGCCCACCUCCCCAAUAAAGGUGACCACGUGACACGA